AAAAGAGCGCUGAGGAUGUGGCGCUUUUCUUCACGAGGGGUGUGCUUGAGCAAUCCUUGAUUGACAGGUCGAAUUCAAAACAAUUCAAAGCCCCUCCCCGUGCAGAUCCUCUGAGGAACUGACCAAUCGUGUGCAUCUUGGCGCGGGGUCUCUUCCCAGAGCUCCGCCUACCUCUACAGCUAACCGAGCGAAUUGUUUUCCUCUAGCGGAGAGGUUUUCACUUUGCCUCAUUUGUUUACUUUAAGUCACUCGCCACUGACACGCUUCUUUCGCACAUACGUGGCAAUCUAGUGGAGUCUAAUCAGAGGUGCUGCUUCUAAUCCCAGAAUAACGGAUUGUUGGGCAAUCAUCUGGAAACUUGUGCUUGCUGUGGGUCUUGCAGCUCUCACGAGUAUGAGUUCAUAAUGAAACGACGUCUGGAGGAUCAGGAAACUGUUUUUGCGCCCCAGCAUCGGCGCCUUCCUGGCAACGUGGAGGCUUUCCAGCACCGUGCCCUGGCUCCAGCUCCAGCUGUGUAUGACGCCGUAGGUGACAACAUGCAGCCCACAGCUGGCGUGCAGUACUCAGUCCCUCAGGGGUACCAAGUUCCUCCUGUAACCCAGAACAGUGUUGGGCAUGGGCACGCUCCAAUUCCAGCAGUCCACGCUGGACCCCUCCACCACGGCGCAGCCGCUCAGCCCCACGGGCCCCCGGUAAUGUCGGGACACGGACACACAGCAGCUACCCAAGCCUCCGCACAGGGCCACCAGCAGUUCCAGAGACUCAAGGUGGAAGAUGCUUUAUCAUACCUGGAUCAAGUGAAACUACAGUUUGGCAAUCAGCCUCAGGUCUACAAUGACUUUUUAGACAUAAUGAAGGAGUUCAAGUCCCAAAGCAUCGACACUCCUGGGGUCAUCAGCAGAGUGUCGCAGCUCUUCAAAGGCCAUCCUGAUCUCAUCAUGGGCUUCAACACUUUUCUUCCUCCAGGCUACAAGAUUGAGGUCCAGACUAACGACCUGGUUAACGUGACAACGCCUGGUCAGAUCCACCACAUCACUCCUCACGGUAUUUCAGUCCAGAACAUCCCUAUAACAGGAGCCAGCACCCAGCAUCAGCCCCAACUCCCCUCUGCUGCCAUCACCAUGGCGCCGCCUCUUCAACCACAGCAUACCACCGCAAAGAUCAGCAAGCCUGUCCAGCCCCAGGCAUUAACGACGAGCAGCCAGACCAAUCCGUCCAUCCCAGCACACACCUCUCCUCACUCCCCCCCUAUGCAGCUCCACCCACCCCUCAGCGGGACUCCCACCGGCCCACCCAUGCAGAAUAACCAGCCAGUGGAGUUCAACCAUGCUAUCAACUAUGUCAACAAGAUCAAGAACCGCUUCCAGGGCCAGCCGGACAUCUAUAAAGCCUUCCUGGAGAUUCUGCACACAUACCAGAAGGAACAACGUAAUGCUAAGGAGACAGGGGGAAACUACACACCGGCUCUGACAGAACAGGAAGUGUAUGCUCAGGUGGCCAGGCUCUUCAAGAACCAAGAAGAUCUGCUCUCAGAGUUUGGGCAGUUCCUCCCUGACGCCAACAGUUCAGCGAUGCUGAGUAAGACCACAGCUGAGAAGGCAGAGUCUGUGAAGAACGACCACAGUUUCACUUCCAGGAAGGUCCACCACCUCAACAACAAACAGAACAGACCCAAUCAGAACGGCUGCCAGAUCCGUCGCCAGCCAACACCAGGGGGGGGCCCACCCAUCAAGAAGAAGCCCAAGCUACUGAACCUGAAGGAUUUGUCGGGGGCUGACCCGAGCAAACAUGGAAUCAGCACUGAGUCUCUGUUCUUUGAGAAAGUGCGUAAAGCCUUACGGAGCGCUGAGGCUUACGACAGCUUCCUGCGCUGUCUGGUCAUCUUUAACCAGGAGGUGAUUUCCAGAACCGAAUUGGUCCAGUUGGUUCUGCCCUUUCUAGGAAAAUUCCCUGAGCUGUUCAACUGGUUCAAAAUCUUCCUUGGGUACCGGGAAAUGUCCCACAUUGAAACGUACCCCAAGGAACGGGCCACUGAGGGCAUCGCCAUGGAGAUAGACUAUGCUUCGUGUAAGAGGCUCGGCUCCAGCUACAGAGCUCUGCCCAAAAGCUACCAGCAACCCAAAUGCACCGGCAGAACUCCACUUUGUAAGGAGGUCCUGAACGACACCUGGGUCUCCUUCCCCUCCUGGUCUGAGGACUCCACUUUUGUCAGCUCCAAGAAGUCUCAGUACGAGGAGCACAUCUACCGCUGUGAAGAUGAGCGCUUUGAGCUGGACAAUGUGCUGGAAACCAACCUGGCCACCAUCAGAGUGCUGGAGGCGGUGCAGCGGAAGCUGUCCCACAUGUCUGCCGAGGAGCAGGCCAAGUUUCGCCUGGACAACACGUUGGGUGGGUCAUCAGAGGUGAUCCACCGCAAAGCCAUUCAGAGGAUAUAUGGAGACAAGGCUGCUGACAUCAUCGAUGGUCUGAGGAAAAGCCCAGCUGCCUCUGUCCCCAUCGUCUUAAAAAGGUUAAAAACUAAAGAGGAGGAGUGGCGAGAAGCCCAGCGAGGCUUCAACAAGAUUUGGAGGGAGCAGAACGAGAAGUAUUACCUCAAAUCUCUGGACCAUCAAGGGAUCAACUUCAAGCAAAACGACACCAAAGUGCUGCGGUCCAAGUACUUGCUGAAUGAAAUAGAAAGCAUCUACGAUGAGCGCUCAACUCUUCUGCAUUGGUGCUUGAGCGUCAGCUCUGAAGAUGUUUGCAGUCGCAAACAAAACGUCAGCAAGCGUCAAGAGCAGGUGUCUGAGGAGAACGCCGCCCCCCUCACCGGCCCCCACCUGACACUAGCCUAUGAGGACAGCCAGAUCCUAGAGGAUGCCGCAGCUCUCAUUAUCCACCAUGUAAAGCGCCAGACCAGCAUUCAGAAGGAGGACAAGUACAAGAUCAAACAGAUCAUCUACCACUUCCUCCCCGACCUGCUCUUCUCUCAGCGUGGCGAGCUGUCCGACCUGGAGGAUGAGGAGGAGGAAGAGGAGGAGGAGGUGGAGCUGGAGGAGGGGGCAUCCAAAAAGCACAACGGCAUCUCCGGUAGGGCAAGCCCCUCUAAGUCCAAGCUGCUAUUCAGCAACAUGGCGGCACAGAAGCGGCAUGAUUGUGAUGACGCCUACAACAUCUUCCUGGUCAACAACAACUGGUACAUCCUCCUGCGGCUGCACCAGACGCUCUGCUCACGCCUGCUGCGGCUCUACGAGCAGGCCGAGCGGCAGAUGGAUGACAGUGUUCGGGAGCGGGAUUGGGAGAAGGAAGUCCUGGGCCUCAAGAAGGAGAAAAGCGACAAGCCAGCAAUCCAGCUCCGGCUGAAGGAGCCCAUGGACAUUGAAGUGGAGGAUUACUACUCAGCCUUCCUGGAGAUGGUGCGUAACCUGCUGGAUGGGAACAUCGAAGCUUGCCAGUAUGAGGACUCUCUGAGGGAGAUGUUCACCAUCCACGCCUACACCGCCUUCACCAUGGACAAGCUCAUCCAGAGCAUUGUCCGCCAGCUCCAGCACAUCGUCAGCGACGAGAUCUGCGCCCGGGUGACAGACCUCUACCUGUCAGAGAGCACCAACGGGGCGACAGGAGGAUCAGUGUCCACGCAGCCUUCCAGGAACUCUGCAGAGGCAAUCUACCAGCGGAAAGCCGAACAGCUCAUGUCUGAUGAGAACUGCUUCAAGGUGACGGUCACGAGGAACAGAGGGCAAGUGCAGCUCACCGUGGAGCUGCUUGACACAGAAGAAGAGAACUCAGACGAGCCCAUGGAGGCAGAGCGCUGGUCCGAUUACGUUUGCCGCUACCUAAACCCAGACUCCACCACCCCUGAGCUAAGGGAGCACCUGGCACAGAAGCCCGUGUUCCUGCCCAGAAACCUGAGACGGAUCCGAAAGUACCAGACUGGCAGAGAGCAGAUGGACAAGGAAGCCUGUGGGGGAGGCAAGAAGUCCCUGGAGAAGGAGAAGAUGGAGUGUAUGUUCAAACUCAACUCCUACAAGAUGGUGUACGUCUUCAAGUCUGAGGACUACAUGUACCGCCGCACCGCCCUGAUGAGAGCCCAGCAGUCACACGAGAGGGUGAGCACUCGGCUACACAAACGCUUCCAGGCCUGGCUGGAGACCUGGAUCAAGGAGAACGUGACCCGGGACAUGAGCGCCGACACCAACAAGUGGCUGAUGGGUGAAGGACGCGACGGCCUUCUGCCCUGCUGCACCACCCGCCACCCGGAGCUCCUCCACUUCAUGAACAUCAACAAGUACCGGGUCAAAUACAGCCCAUCGAGCAAGACGCCAUAGCCGUGGCUCAGUUUUACUGCAGGGGUGGGGUGUAAGGUGUUUUUAGGGCCAGCAUGGGAGCAUCGUGUGUGUUGCAUCCGGGCGACAGGAUUAAAGAUUUCUCUUGUAACCAGCAUUUUCAGCUGGGCGCGUUUCCACAGGGCCUCUCGGUGCCAAAACCUAGGAUUGGUCCAGUUCCAGUCGGAGAACCGAGCUCUUCCAGCACUCAGAGCCACGUCGCUAAGCUUCCUCCAGCUAGCCCGGGAAGAGAGGGAGAGUGGUGCUUUUUCUGCUUGGAUCACACCUGAGCUUCGUUCUUAUGUAAACCCAUCAGAGCUCCACCACAGCAAGUCCAGGAUCUGUUCUGUGGCAUUUAGGGAAAACCAUGGGACAGACAAGUGCACUUAUUCAGGAGGACGGUUUAGGGGUCGCUUCCUUCACAACGAGAUCUGGUCCUUGUGGCUAACUCGCAUCACACAGGACGAGGAAGGUGUUCGUUACUCCCAAACAUGGCAGCAUUAUUAGGAACU
Molecule: messenger RNA, 4816 nt
Organism: Nothobranchius furzeri (turquoise killifish)
Lineage: Eukaryota; Metazoa; Chordata; Actinopteri; Cyprinodontiformes; Nothobranchiidae
Gene: sin3aa
Product: SIN3 transcription regulator family member Aa
Biological process (GO): negative regulation of transcription by RNA polymerase II
Cellular component (GO): chromatin; Sin3-type complex
Molecular function (GO): transcription corepressor activity
Source: RefSeq, a predicted model, not a curated record